GUAUAACUGAUUUCGACUCUAUCGCUUGCCUCACAAAGUUAAUUUUAAUUAUGGUUAAAAAGGCAGGCCGUGUAUGGCCUUCGAAUUUAUAAAAUAUGUUAGAGCAGUGAUGCAGAUAUAUGCACGUGAAAGGUUAUUUUUAUGUUGUUGUUAUUACUUCACAGCGUCUGACGGGACAUUUCCCUUUUAAGUUAAAAUUGGAAUAAGAUAUAUACCUGUAGAUGCAGUAGCUGAAAAUGUCCGAUAGUGGUAAAAAGCGUAUUACAAGUUUUCGUAAGAUAUUUCCUAGCUUAUUUUUUUCCAAUAAGUCUAAAGAAAAGCCAAAAAAGGUAACCCAUAUGGGUUGUAAAAAGUCUAGUCUUGAUAAUUCUUCUAACAGUAACCAAUAUGAGAAUCCUAGAAUAGUAAAAGAUAACGUUCUGAAUGCAAAUAACGAUAUUGGGCGAAUUUACGAGAAUCUAGCCAUUGAAAAAUACCAUAAGGAUAUGGAUUCUUCAUGUAACAUUGCCUCAAGCGACCAUUCAUCCAGCAGCACCUUGGUAUCAGAAAGUGUGAAAACCCACUUGUACCAUAAUGAAGACAAAUCUGAUUUGUCCAAAGAAUACUAUAAAGCUAGACCUCAAGUCCCACCGAAACCCUAUAACGAAUUAAAUAAUGUUUUAAUUACAUCUGCUCAUGAAGAUAAAGUCCAAUUCCCAGAUGUAUAUUAUCAUUCAGUGGAAAAAUUGACAGAAACUAUAACACCAUUACACGAAAUUGAAGUUUUCCAGGGCCAAUCGUUUGCUAAACCGGCCUCAGUGGGCGCAGAAAUUAAAAGAGUUAGCACAAAAUUUUUAAUAUCUCCGAAAAAAGAAGCUGAAGUUCGAACGAUACAGCCAAAGAGAGCUAGAAGUUUUUCUUUUGAUAAUAAUAAUAAAGAUGCGUCUACACUGGACCAAAAUAUUCAUAAUAAUUCAAAAAAGUGCGAAGAAUGUAUCACAAAAUCUUAUAAUUACUCUGCUCCAACUUCACCUGUACCCACAAGUCACAAAAUUCCUAAUAUGCCAAAAACUGUUUCGCCAUAUGGACACGUGAAAAAAUCUAUGAAUGAAGCAGAAGAAAGACGAAACUCUCUUAAUCGUUCUAGUUUACGAAACCCAUUGUAUCCAGUUUACAAGCUGCCAGUGGAUAAUAAAUUUGAAAAUUUAGAGCAGAAAGCAAAAGCACAGCAAAAACUUGAAGCUUUUUACUGGCAGAAGUUGAAGGAAUUAAAGCAAAAGGAAGAUGAGUUUUUACUCGAACAGUCUUUGAACACUACGUUAAAGAGGGCAUCCCUCAAAUACGCACCAAAUUCAAGUGGUAAUGGCAGUUUACCGCGGUCCUACAAAACUAACAGCUUACCACGUGACAGUGAACUUAGAGUCGACACUACGGGCAAAACCUAUAUAUGUAACCCAUUCACAAGGGGAGUUCCGGAAAGGCGGACCGAUACAUUUUUACGCUAUCAGUCCACUCCCAAAAACGUCGAUAUUGUGUACAGGUACCCCGAAAAAAUGCAAUGUACUCAAAAUAGGAAUUUUUUAUUCUCACAAGACACGGUUGAUGAACGAGGAUAUCCACGAAAGUCUUUAAACAAUGACUUUCGUUCCUUCAGUUUGCAACCAAAGCAAGUAAGCUUUGAAGAAAAGAUUUACGACACUUAUCCAAAAUAUAUUUGCUCCCAAAAUGAGCCUCCAGGCAUCGAAGCCAGAUCGAAAGAAAUGUUGACCAGACCGCCUCGCCCUCCCAUUCGGACGACGAGUGUUGGCACUAACAAGAUUGUGAAUAAUCACAGAAUAAAUCAUCCAGCCAGUGCACAUUAUUCAUUGCACUCCGAAUCUGAAAGCGGGUCAGAAGCUAGUGAAAUACAGAGGAUUUUACAAAGCGACACCCAAAAAGAAGAUGAUUGGCGCGGAGACGGAUCACGGUUGGAUGGCGGUCUGUCGGACGGCGAAGCGAGCCGCGGGCCGGCGCGCGGGCGCUCCUCGCGCCGCGACGACCCGCGCCGUCACACGCUCGCCGGGAACCAUCUCUAUGUGCAUCCGCACCACCCUUCGCAGCUCAACUCUCACGAAAUGGAUCCACCGCUGCCUAGGGGUUACCCGCCGCCAAACAGCGCUAUGCUGUUCGACGACGACCCAGGCAUCAUGUCGGAAGUGGAGACGGCCUCCACCGGGUUUCGGCGCGGCGGCAAGCAGCGCUCUUCGCUACCUGUUGUGCGAACACCUAGCAAAACAUUGGAGCGUCCGCUGGGGUUGGUGUUUCUGCAAUAUCGAAGUGAGACUAAGCGGGCGCUGCUUCCUAACGAAAUUACUUCUAUCGACACCGUAAAAGCGCUGUUCGUGAGGAGCUUCCCCAAACAGCUCACCAUGCAGUACAUGGACAGUCCCAUGGUGAAGAUCUACAUUCAUGACUCUUCGAAGGACAUGUUUUACGAACUAGAAGAUGUGAGAGCUCACCUACGCGACAUCCGUGAUCGCUCGGUGCUGCGGCUGUUCGAGGCGACCGACAUGGGCGGCGGCGUGUUCCCGGGCGCCGUCGGCGUCGGCUCGCUAGCCAUGCCGCCGGGCGCCGCCACCUGCUCCGGCCCUCCUAGUUGGGAGCAGGACCAAAGCUACUUCAGCGAGCCUGAGAUAGACUCGGAGUACCACCACCAACAUGUGCAUAAGACUAAGGUGAAGGCUCCAGCCUACUACAUGGGGACGGCGGCGCCGAGUACGCUGCCUCGUGGAGGCUCGCUGCUACGCGCCUUUUCGCCCGCCGCGCCGCCCGUACCCGCCGACCGUGCCAAUACACUUCCAGUCACCGGACACGGCAGCGAGGGGUACAUGUCGUCGCCAGAACGGGGCUCGGCGCGGGCGCCCUAUGAGGACCCCUACUACACGCAGUUUCUGGGCCCGGCGGCCGGCCGCCCCAACAUUACCCCGGUCAUCGAUGAAGAAACCAGCGAGGGCGUGGUGAUCGAUGACGCGUACCAGAUAUAUGGCAUGAACGCCGUCGGCGGCGCGCCGCGGCCCAUGCCGCGUCCGCCUUACGACGCCAGGCUUAAUCCCCAAGGGGAAGAUAUACAACGCCUUCGAGUUGAGAAAAUGGAGAGGCAGCUAGCUAAUUUGACUGGCCUCGUUCAGAAAGCGCUCCAGGUGCCAGGCGCCGCGCCCGCGCCGGUCGCGCCCGCCGCGCCCGCCGCCGCGCCGCGCCAGCAGUUCCAGUCUUACCAGCCCCGGUCCAACGCUCAAGAUGCCGCACGAUUUCCCGGCAACGACCGACCUCCAAAAUUAGGGAGGGACAAAUUUCAAAAAUCAGUGUCAUUUGAGAAAUCGGUAUCCUUUAGCGAUGACCCGCCAGAUAUGAACUCACCCAUUCAACAUUCGCCCCAACAUUCAGCUGAUACAAAGCCAACAAAACCGGCAAUCAAGUCGUCGACAUUGCCAAGGACCUCGUCACAAGAGCGCGACCGUCUCAAGCCGGCGCCGCCGCCCAAGCCCGCCGGCCUGGUCGGCCAGCAGCUGGCGCUGGUGUCGCACAAGAUAUACACCAUCAACGUCACGCCAGACUUUUUCAAUGACAUGCGCGUCUUGCAGAAGCAGAGCCGUGAUUUGCGGAUUGAGACUCGAAACUUACGACGUUCGACACUGUCGCAUGCCAUACAAAUGAGGCAGCUGAUGGCCGACACCAUCGUGAAAAUAGGCGCCCUCGCCGCGAGCUUCUAUGAACGUGACACGGAAUCGCAACUCACGCGUGAAGAGGAAAUCUACCGUCAAGAUAUGCUACUAUUGGAAAACGACUUGUAUGAACUGGAGGCUACUGUUGAACGUCUUCGCGGUCAAGCUGCUAACAGGGAGACCCGUGUCAACAUGGCAGACAUCGAACGCAUUGCCAUGGUACUAUCCAAGAGCAGCAAAACUGUCGCCGACUGGAAACUCAAGUUUCCGAUUCUACAAGAUACGAUGAAAGUUAAAUUGGCUUCGGAGAUGGAAAAGGUGGUGCGCAAAGAAAAAAUGCUAGAAGAGGAACCGGAACGUCUUGAACUAGCUUUACGUCGAUGUAAAAAACUUACGGGGACAUUAGUGACUCUAAAGAGGCUGGCGUGUGUGCAAGAACAGCGGCUGCCUGCGGCGGACGGCCGCGUGUCUCCGGGCUCCUCGCAGGGCUCCAGCUUCACAGCCGGGCCCUCCUCCGAGGAGUUCGCCUCCGACACCACCACACACAUUAUACAGCCCACCAAUAAGGGCACCGGCAGCGGGCGAGGUAAUGCGUCCCGGGGAGCAGCGGAGCUGCGGCCAGAGAACGCCCUCGACGCGCUACUAGAUGAGCUGCAGACGUUCGCCAUGCCCGCGGAGCGCAGCAGCAGGGGCGCUGCACCCGGCAGCGAGGGCACCUUGCGUCGGCUGCACUCAUACCCCAGCGGCAGCGACACAGACGCAUCGCCGCCGGUGCGCGCACGAGGCCAGCACCCGCCCAAGCCGCCCGUGCCCGAGCGCCACCCCGAGCUGCUCGCGCUUGCCGCGCGCCGGGCGCCACCUCCUCCUCCACCGCGCACCACUUCUCGCUCGCCUUUAGCUUCGCCUACCUCUCCUUCGUCACCACCGAAUGCAGAUUCCUCACCUCCCGAUUCCAACCUUAGCGAGGAGAAGACAGCUUUACGGCAGUCUCUCCUCGAACAACGGCACCAGGAGCUACUAAAGAAACAAAAAGCGCUCCAAGAACAGUAUGCGCGACUACAGAUGAUUCAACGUAGCGGACCGUCGCUUCCACCAACAGCGCAGCCUGACUUGAAGAAAACCGGCAGUGAAUCGAACCUACUUACUAAAAUGAAUCUGAAUCUAACUGCAACAAACAUUUCCGGUAGCAUGACACACUUGGCGUGUGAUGCUGAGCAUCAAAAGCCGACGCAGAACACGCCUGCGCCAUCGGACUUGGAGAAACCACCUGCGUCUGACACUGUAGCUACAACCAAUAAAGUUUAUGAGACUGACAUUCUGUGACCUUGCAGCAGUUGUUUUAUAUCUGUAUAGUUUAUCUACUUCAGGAUAGUACUUCAGGAAUAUACGAACAAGAUACCCACGUUCAUUUAGUGUGACCUCACACUCACAGUCACGCUUACCGCCAGCGUGAACUGCGAGCUUGCGUUCCCACAUGCAUUUACACAACCAGGGGCCUUUUGCAU
Messenger RNA from Cydia strobilella, 5185 nucleotides. RefSeq names its product coiled-coil domain-containing protein AGAP005037. The transcript is spliced from 22 exons. NCBI's taxonomy places the organism in Eukaryota, Metazoa, Arthropoda, Insecta, Lepidoptera, Tortricidae. The record is from RefSeq and is a predicted model, not a curated record. Gene Ontology annotation, cellular component: cytoplasm. Bases 237 to 5003 code for a protein of 1588 amino acids.